Molecule: messenger RNA, 1450 nt
Organism: Hypoxylon trugodes
Lineage: Eukaryota; Fungi; Ascomycota; Sordariomycetes; Xylariales; Hypoxylaceae
Exons: 2
Coding region: 96-1367 (423 amino acids)
Source: RefSeq, a predicted model, not a curated record
CACGGGUGUGUGGAAAGAUUGUCAGGUCAAAUACUUUUCGAGCCGCUAAAUUGUAGACUGUCACUCAUUUAUUUAGAUCAAUAAUCAGAACAACAAUGGGACUCGCACCACUUACUAUAACCGCUAUGCCGACGGCCCUCGCGGUGCGAGCAACCUCUCUCGAUCAUGAUGGAACCCCUCCCGUCGCUGCACUAACUACCGUAUGGACAGCUUCGGAAGGCUGUUUUCCAGUUUCCACUCGUUCUACGACCGAUAUCGAUCUGUUUUGGACGUCACAUACGAAAUGCGCUCCGCCUGGGUAUGCGAGUUACUUCGAAACGUACUAUUACUCACCUGCUAUCUGUCCGAGUGGAUUUACGAUCGGUUGUUCGCGUUACGGCCAGGGUCCACCCGUCGAGUCUACCGAAACUGCUGUGCUUUGUGUCAUGAGCGAUUAUUCCUGCGCCCCAGAUGAAUGGAAUUACUAUGCGACAAACACCGAUUUAUCAUAUGCACAAGUGAUGAUUCAAAUAAGAUGGGCCGAGAGCGACCUUUCCAUCCUAGAGACGCAUCCCUUGACGCCUGGUUUAAUACUCGCGGGAACUUCGGCAGUUCAUAGUGGCACGACGAGGACCGAAUCAUCAUCUAGCGCAACAGUAACGGUAAUAUCGUCAGACUCAGAAGAUGGCGAGAACGGGUUAUCUACCGGUGCUCAAGUUGGAAUUGGUGUCGGUGUCGGCUUGCUUGGUCUUUUGGGUAUUGGAUUGGCGAUCUUCUUCAUCUUGCGAUAUCGUAGAAAGCGAGCGGAUGGCUCAGGUGCCGUCGGGCAGUCGCCGGCUAUGCCACAACCUUCAGCCCACCAGUAUCCACCGAUGUCAGGUCCGGGACAGCAAGGCCAAGGGUAUCCCCAAUCUCCGUAUUCAGGAUACGCAUCAUAUAUCGACCCAAAAACUGGCGCUGUGGUCUAUUACUCUCCCGUCCCCCAGCCUACCGAAUUAGGUGAUACUGCAGUCAGGGGAUCUCACCUAACCCAAAGUCAAGGAACACCUUCUGUAGUGGGGUUCGUGCGCCUACAGGAUCCCACAUUUUCAGGUAAAUCGCCAUCGUCGCAAGCCAGUCCCGGUGUCGAUUUCUCCGCUACUAUACCUCCUGGUGGCCAUAAUUCAGUUACCAGUGCCCCGACAGCCGCCGAGAUGUCUGGAACCGCAGGAAUUUCUAGGUCUGUAGCCGGUACGGAGAGUUCCCAAACACAACAGGAAAUGGCAUAUUUAAUAGCCGAGCAAGCGAAGUUAGAAGCGAGAAGAACGCGGUUGAUGGAGUUGGCAGAACUUGAUGAGGAAGAACAACGAUUACGAACGAGAAUGCAACAAAUUCAACAAAUACAAUAAAUGGGCAAGUUUCGAUGUUGGCGAGCAAGAAAAAAACUCAUAAACGGUGUUUAGCAGGGAUAACCAAGAUGCGCAUUGCAGGU